Orbilia oligospora ATCC 24927 is the source of this 1962-nucleotide messenger RNA. RefSeq lists its product as uncharacterized. Bases 1 to 1962 code for a protein of 653 amino acids. The record is from RefSeq and is a predicted model, not a curated record. The transcript has 3 exons. NCBI's taxonomy places the organism in Eukaryota, Fungi, Ascomycota, Orbiliomycetes, Orbiliales, Orbiliaceae.
AUGGCAUCCUCAUCCUCAUCAUCCCGUCGUCCGAUUGUUCCCGAAAUAUCCUGUCCCUUGUGUAGCUAUACUGCAGAUGACGAAUCCAUCAUACAGUUGCAUUUCGAAGCUAUUCAUGAUAACGACAACCCCGCGCCCCCACCAGUCCCUCCGAAACCGGAUUCACCUCGAUGGCCACCUCUCACCAAACAGAAGCUGGUAUCUCAACCUCAACCUCAAACUCCCGUUGCAGGUUAUGAAGACGAUGCCUAUGAUCCCUUCAGGUACCAAGUUCCGAAUAACAACAGCCAGGAAAUCGUCGGUGCACCGGUCUGGAGGGUCGAUGCAGCCAACAAAACAGAUAAACCGGCUGUCGUCCCGGCCGUACAAAGAGACGCACCUAAUGCAGAGGUGGAGUAUGUAAUAUGCGAAUGGAAGGGUUGCGGGGAGCCCGUUAGCUUCUUAGAGUUGGAAGAACACUUUGCAAUGCAUGAAACCGAGCUGGAGAUCAUGGACGACGACGACGACGACUACAAAAAUGAGAGUGAUGGGGGCCUUCAAGUCGGAGAUUCUAUUGUCGGCCAGAGGGAGAGGAAAGGCGAUGCUUUGAUGGACGCUGCUAGCAAAAAACGAUACACCCCGAAGAAGGAAGGGCCAAGCAACCGUCAUCCGAAAAAAAUGGGCCAGAUGGAGAGGAGGUUAGAGAGUGAAGCUAUAGCGAACGAGGUCUUAGUAAUGACUCUAGAUGAAGACGACAACGACACGAUCAAAGUGGAGAAGUUAAUAGUCGCCCCGGAACCCAAGACCCAAAUAGACAUUGAGUGCAAGGACUACGAUUUUAUCAACAGAGAUGAAUUUACCGAAGAAGAUGAUGAGGAAAAGCUUAAGGGCGACGAAAGCCGUCAGUAUGGGAGUCGUCACGGCAAAAGGCUACACAAACAUAAUCCGGGUCAACCCAUCAACGGAUACGGAGGCUACGAGUUCUCAGAUCCAAGGCGACCCCAUAAGAAGCAUACCAACGGGUCCAGUGGGACGAGCAAGCCAGCCGAGGUCGCUGCACGUUUUAAAGCCAAACUUAAGAAGUCUGAGCUUGGACCUUAUGCGAACGAAAAGCGAAUGCCCGAAUGGCUCAAAGACGCCCUCAAGGAGGGAGGAAGGCAAAUAGUUACCAAAAACAUCGGUUCCGACGGCACCAUAUACAUCAAGAAGAGCUACGAAAAUGAAACAUCAGGCCUUAUCCCCGUUAUACGACAGCUCUGUGCGGCGGACCCGAGUGUCAAAAAAGCAUACGUCUGCCACCCAUCCGUAAAGCAUGUCUACAAAGAACACCCUGCGGCAAAUGGGUUCUGCGGCUAUCGCAAUAUCCAGAUGAUGGCUUCCUUCUGUCAGAAAAACUUUGUUCCUGGGUGUGAACGACUAUAUGGUGAGCGGAUUCCGACUAUCAUCGAUAUCCAGAAAUGGAUCGAGCAGGCGUGGGAUAGGGGUAUCAAUGCACACGCUCGAGAAGAAACUGGUGGGAUCCUAUACACUAGGAAGUACAUCGGGUCGUCUGAAGUCGAAGCUAUGUUCACAUCCUUCGGAACAUCUACGAUUCCUCGCCAGUUCUCAGAGCCAAACCAACAGAUCAACGCUCUUCGACAUGUAUGGAAUUAUUUCUCAAGGGGGUUUGACCACGAAACCGACAGGGUAGUCCAAACAGACAAGGCACCGAUAUAUUUCCAACAUCAAGGACAUUCGAUGACAAUCGUUGGGGUUGAACAGUACAAAUGUGGAACCCUUUGCUUGCUUUGCUUCGAUCCAAUGUUUAGCCCCUCCCAAAACAUUCGCAAACUCAUCGGAGAGAAGAGGAUCCGCUCGAACAUCGCUCAUGGGAAGCUUUUGAAGUCGUUUAGAAGAGGGGGACCGUAUCUCAAACGGUAUGAUAUCUUUGAGAUGGUUGAACUUGCUCCAACAUUUGAACCCGAUUCUACUCUUUACGAGUAA